AUGACAAGAACCAUACCUUUAAUGCAACUUCUGCUCGUGUCCUUUGCUUUGGCGCGAGGAUUUCCGGUCCUCCCACGUAGUACAUCGAGCCCACCACCCUCAACCGUUGCGUUCUUGUCCCAAAUCAAGGAUGGUGAUUCGAAUACUGAAUCCAAUCUCAGCACACUGAGUCGUUGCCUUGUGGAGGAAUAUGAGGGAUAUUCGAAUUCGCUAUCACAGGGACAAGAAAAGAAUCGUGUUCUUGCAGAGCUCGAGCCACAAGAAUCAAUCUGGAGACGAAUGUUUCGAGAAAUUUCCAUCAAAAGGAAAACAAGACCAGGAUCCUUGGUGCUGCUUCGAUGCUGUGAGUCAACUUUUAACUUGAAUGAAACUUUUACGGGGUGGUUAGAUCCACCUUUGUCGGAUGAGGGUGUCAAACAAAGCCAACAUGCAGGGCGCUUGCUUCUUUCGGAAGGUUUCGACGUCGAUGUUGUCUACACAUCUCGACUGAAGCGGUCAAUUACAACCGCCUGGCAUGCGCUGGAAACAAUGGACUCCCUCUUCAUCCCAGUAUAUAAAACUUAUCGGCUAAAUCAAAGAAUGUAUGGUGCCCUAGAAGGUUUGCCCAGGGAGGAAACAGUGUCCAAAUUUGGUAUUGACGUUGUCAAAGCCUGGCGCCAAUCAAUGAAAGCCCAACCACCCAAACUGUCUCGUGACGACCCAUCUCAUCCGAUUCACGACAGAAGAUACAGCGAUGUCCCUCCCGAAAUGAUUCCAGAUUCAGAGUCUCUCAUCGAGUGCCACAGACGCGCUGCCCCACUUUGGGAACAUCAGAUCAAGGGAGAUAUCAAGAACGGAAAAACUGUGCUCGUUGUGGCUCAUAAGGAUACGCUACGUGGUCUCUUGAAAACAAUUGAUAAUAUUGAUGACAAGGACAUUAGUGAUAUCAAAAUGCCUAGAGGCGUUCCAAUGGUCUAUCGAUUUGAUGAACAAAUGGAGCCCGUCGAACCGAGCGACAUGAGCCGGAAGCUGCUUCAUACAAAUGGUCAAUUUCUUCAAAAACCUGGGAAGACACUAGAAAUAUUGGGGCAUGAAUCUGGCCCCAUUUCGAUACAAAAUAACUGUCAAAUGCAGCGUAGAGAACUUACAUUGCAGGAUUCCAUGAACAGUCUUCGCUACGGAGCAACAUCAGAGACCGAGGAACGGGUGGGAUUGGUAUCGGGCGAAGACAGUGGCAGAGCAGAGAGGUGGUCAGACGACCCUUGUGAGUUUGAGGAGUACGACGUCUUUGCCGAAGAGAUCGAGGGUGAUGGCGAAGAAAUAGUUCCCACCAUUCUGUCGAGCAACAAACUUUUGUCAAAUCAGACAUUGGAGGGUCCAUUCAUUGUUCUAAUUCGGCACGGACGCACACCACACAAUCAAAUGGAGCUCUUCACAGGAUGGGAAGACCCACCACUAGCCGAGGAAGGCGUCGAGGAUGCAAGAAAUGCUGGAAGACUUUUAAAACGCCACGGCUUUGAAUUUGAUGUUGUGUACACGUCAUGGCUCACCAGAGCAAUUCAAACGGCGUACUACACCUUGGAAGAGUUGGAUCAAUUGUGGCUACCAAUGGUGAAGUCCUGGCGUCUAAACGAACGGUUUUACGGCGACCUAACAGGGAAAAGUAAAAAGAUGAUUGCUAACAAGUAUGGAGAAGAACAGCUGAAGAAGUGGAGGAGAGGGUACACUAUACGUCCACCUCCUGUGUCAUCGUACUCGUUGAACUAUCCUGGCAAUGACGAACGCAGAGCCAAACACUUCAAAGACCUGCGUUUCUCCUUUCGAGAGUCAAUGGCUAGAAGUCUAGAAAUGAAGAGACUGUCCUUUCACCGAAAGUUUCCAAAAACAGAGAGUUUGAAGGAUUGCAUGGAUCGAUCCAUUCCGUUCUACACGAAACGAAUCAAGGGUGAGGCGAUUCGGAAGGGAAAGAGGGUUUUGAUAACUAGCCAUGAAAACGCGCUGCGAGGAAUUUUAAUGCAUUUGUGUGAGAUACCCGAGGAAGCGAUGAAUCAGUUACAUCUGCCAAAUGGUUUGCCAUUAGUCUAUGAUGUAAAAAGGAAAUGUCUUUACCUCCUUGAUAAUGGAAGCGGUAAAAAUCCCGCUGAAUCUCAUGAUUUUGGACCGGCGGCAAAGUACCUAUUUUCACCAUGUGAGACAAAAAAAUUGUAA
Molecule: messenger RNA, 2187 nt
Organism: Cylindrotheca closterium
Lineage: Eukaryota; Bacillariophyta; Bacillariophyceae; Bacillariales; Bacillariaceae
Source: the annotation of a GenBank genome assembly